CUUCUACCGGUCUCGCGAAUAUCAAAACCUCGACAUGCAGGAGUUGCAUGGUAUUGGAUCCUUUCGUCGAGCAACGGAGUCGCGAUAGAUGAUCGGAUUGCCACAGCUGCGCGUACGAAACGCGUGGGACAAACAAUGCUCUUAUGACACAGCCCGCUACCCUUGGAAUUUGAAUCUACAAAAGAGCUCAGAAACACUGCGACUAUAUCACAUAGCAAGCUUCCUGCCUUUCAUUCACGGCUUGACUGAUCGACACUCACGUCUUCGCUUCGGAGUUCAAUACAGUCAACAUGAGCCAUCCACCUCCACCUCCGCCGGCCCCUAUGCCUAUGUAUGGAAUGCCUCCUCACAUGGCUGGUCCCGUUCCUAUGAACGGACCCAUGCCCAUGGGCAAUGGCAUUCCUUCUGGAGCCAUGCCCCCACCCUACGAAUCUCGCGGCCAAAACGGCAAAUCACAGGGAGCCAGAGGAUCGGGGAACAAAGACUCGCAUUCCAAAGCCACGACUUCGGUGAAGCCGUUUCCCACCACUAUGACCUACUGGCUACUCGAGAGGAAGCCCAAAGCCCUCCUCAAGCCGGGCCAGGACGUCUCCUGGGAGUUUUCGACGUCUUCCAAGAUUGGUCUCCCAGACCCCGACAUCGAGAAGAUCUAUGCGAAAUAUCGCGCCAAGUGCGAGAGGGACGGACGGAAUAUCUCUCACGACCUCAAGGCUCUGACGCAGCACUUUCGACGCAAAGCCAUCGAUGAUCUGCUCAGGAGAGAGCAAGAAAGGGACCCCCAUCCACAAGCCGAAUGGACGAUCGCGGCGCUGAUGCUGUCUAAGAGACCCAUACAUUGGGGAUCUCGUCAUGAAGAAACGACGGCGAUGCGAGUGAUCCUGAGUCGCUGUCACAACCCUGCUCUCCCUGCGAAGCCUAAACCUACUGCCGCCACCACUAAGGACGGCGUCAACAGAGCAACAUCUGGUGCCAAGGCCCCGAAGCCUCCUGUCAAGAAGAGGGACUAUGAUAAUGAUGAUGAUGAUGAUGAUGCCCUGUCAUCUGACGAUGAUGUCGUCCAUGUCCGCCCGUUCCCCUCGAUGGGCGCAGGCCAGUUCCAUCCUCAGUCGAUGCCUCCUCAGAUGCAGGGCCCGCCCGCAUUUGGUGGUCAAGGCAUGCCUCCGCAAGGAAUGCCUCCGAUGGGGAGACCUCCUCAGAAUAUGCCUCUAUCUCAGGGUAUGCCACCUCAGGGUAUGCCUCCCCAGGGAAUGCCUCCUCAGGGAAUGCCUCCUCAGGGAAUGCCACCACAUCAAGGCAUGCCGCCUCAGGGUAUGCCACCACAUCAAGGUAUGCCUCCUCAGGGCAUGCCAUCACAUCAAGGCAUGCCGCCUCAGGGCAUGCCACCACAUCAAGGUAUGCCGCCUCAGGGUAGACCUCCAUCUCGUGGUAUGCCUCCUCAGGGCAUGCCUCCUCACAACAUGCCUGGUAUGCCACCACAUCAAGGUAUGCCGCCACAGGGUAUGCCUCCUCAGGGCAUGCCUCCUCAGGGUAGACCACCAUCUCGAGGUAUGCCACCACAUCAAGGCAUGCCACCACAUGAAGGUAUGCCACCACAGGGCAUGCCACCACAGGGCAUGCCACCACAGGGCAUGCCGCCUCAGGGUAUGCCUCCUCAGGGCAUGCCUCCUAAUAACAUGCCGCCACAGGGUAUGCCUUCUCAUAACAUGCCUCCUCAGGGUAGACCACCAUCCCGAGGUAUGCCACCACAUGAAGGUAUGCCACCACACCAAGGUAUGCCGCCUCAGGGUAUGCAUCAAGGGACCAGACCCAAUACCCCUUCAUAUUUGCAAGAGCCAAUAAACCCUUUCAUACCGGCCCCGUAUCUCGAUGUCCCCAUCCGAGAAGCCAGAGCGACAGACGAUCGACCAAGUGCGCGCAGAGCCGGUCCUAAUGCUGUACAUAUGAACCGUGAACAGACACCUGUACGUCGUCAUAGUCGCGGUCGCUACCGAUCUGGAGAUGGCGCGACUAGUUCAUCUUCAAGCGAUGAUGAGACUUUCAGCAUGGAAGGCGACUAUGACUCCCGCAGAGGCCGAACUCACCAUAAGUCCAAAUCACGACGCUUCGAGGGUGCACCCUUCGUGCCCAAGUCUAGCGAGGUUCAUAAAAAAUCAAAGCGCUCUCGUGAGAGGAGCUUGGAACGGGUGGCAAGAAAGCUUCUCAGUGAGCGAAUGAGUCCCUCGAUCGAUCGGAAGCAUAUCAAAGAUGUCAAAAGAAAGGUUGCCGAUUGGCAACAUCGUUACCCAGACACCACCAGCACGGACUCGGCUUAUGGCUCUGGCAAUUCAGUCUUCUCUCAGCCGGGCGAGACUGCCAGUACUGCGCCUUCCAGCUUCGAGGAUAUACCGCGUAUCCCGUCGCUCCAGCGACGUAUGAGUGAACGUGCGAGACCCAUGGUCUCGUCGAUGCGACCAACUUACAAAAUCCAACACAGACCACCAGCCAUGCUCCCCGCCCCCUCGCCUCCACGACACAGACCUCAGACCUACUAUAUGCCACGAGAUGAAUACGGCAUUGAGGACUAUCCGCCGGUGGACGAUUAUCCGCCAGGUGACCACUACAGAGGUCGGCCUGUAGCCGGGGAGCCCCGGCCCAGAGCCUUGUCACCUGUCUUUCGCCGCGGUCAUGUAGGCGAACUGCCAUUCGAUCGAUUAAGCCUCCAUGACCGGGCGCCUCGCUCGGAGCACCGCCACAGGGACGCUGCGAGUGAAUAUGGAAGGGAUCGUAGGGACAGAGCGAAAGAGGCGAUUGAAUACUUGGUGGACCAGACGCGCCGGAACAGAUCGAUUGAACGACUUCAGAACCGGAGAGCGUAUGAGGAUGAGCACGUCAGAUCCGGUCGGUAUGGUGUCGCCGGACGAUAUAGCAGACAUUGAUGUGGUCACUUCUGUGCAACUUUUCCUUCUCCUUCUUCUUCUCCUUCUUGUACAAUCUGUUUUUCUAUGUCUAUGUUUACGUCCAUCUUUCCUAUGUUUAUGUUUGAGAGAUACCCUGCCUGGCACUGAUGGAGACCUUCAGUGCAUGAAAAAAAACAUGGUGCAAAUUUGUAAAUCACAGUAUAGUGUGUAUUUUAAUUUGGGAGGCAUUAAUUGAGUUAGCGGCCACUUGGGCGGUCUAAUAAUAAUAUAUUUGUGUUGUUUUGCUCCCAACUGGAGAUGUAGCUGUGUGAAGUCUAGUAAGCGCGAAGAGUAAAAAGACUCGACGAUUUGUAGUUCAUGGUUUCCAGGAGUGAUGGUAUACCAAGAAAGUGAUAUUCAACCUGAGCCAAUAUAGUACGUAGUGGUGGGGCACACGC
Molecule: messenger RNA, 3334 nt
Organism: Pseudovirgaria hyperparasitica
Lineage: Eukaryota; Fungi; Ascomycota; Dothideomycetes; Acrospermales; Acrospermaceae
Exons: 2
Coding region: 291-2915 (874 amino acids)
Source: RefSeq, a predicted model, not a curated record